Messenger RNA from Saccostrea cuccullata (small rock oyster), 1356 nucleotides. RefSeq lists its product as uncharacterized. The record is from RefSeq and is a predicted model, not a curated record. The transcript has 4 exons. NCBI's taxonomy places the organism in Eukaryota, Metazoa, Mollusca, Bivalvia, Ostreida, Ostreidae. The coding region runs from base 37 to 453 and encodes 138 amino acids.
CGUAAGUUGAGUUGGCGGCAUUUGUCAAAAUUCAAGAUGAAUAAGAAGCAGUAUAUCACUCUGUUAUUGUUGAUUCUCACCAUUAUUGUCUUUUUCAACCACCAGGAGUAUUUCUACUGCAAAGAACCAGAGCUAUCAUACUGGGAUGAGGUGAAAAUAUAUCUAAAUGUUAUGGAGAGACCAGCUCCCUGUCCAGGAGACGAGGAAGUGGCAAUGAUGGCAAUGGAGAUGUCGGGGUAUGUGGCAGUGCUUGCAGUCUUACAUCUGCUGUUGAAAUACAUGUUUCAGCGAUUUGAGAAGUGGCUGCAGGGCUGGCUGAUGAGGAACUGGAUGCUUGUUUGGGGACUGAUCUUUCUACUCAUGUACUUUUGGGCUGCUGCCCUUUGUACUGGAAACUCCAUCAUUAGAUUUCUAACUCCUUGGAACAAAGAAGGUUGUCAAAGGCAAGUGUAAUCAAGAAUUUACAACAUCGCUCAUUCUACAAAUGGUUUUGUGAUUCUAACCCAACCCAAUUGCAAGGAACAAAGAAACAACGCCAUGUAUACAGACCUGCAGGAAUCGGGAAUUCGCAUCAAGAACUACUAGUACCAGGUUAAGUCAGGGACUUAAUAUUAACGUUAGUAUUUAGGUCUCUUGUUAAGCAAUGCCAAGUUUGUUAACUUUCAGUCGUUUUAGAUCACAAUAUUUCUGAACUUUUCAGCUGGGUUCUCUAGAAAUAUUUUUGCCUAGAUUUAAACAAUUUGCAUUUGAAGACAUUUGCAUACGUAGAUCAUGUUAUAUGAAAAUUGGAGCUUCAAUCGGGUACACAUUCAAGAAUUACUAGUAAUUGUUCUAGGUUAUAUUUAUUUCAACAAACUAUUUGUGAUAUACAUUUUUAAUCAGUAUUUAGAGGAACCAAUAUACAGUACUCUUUUUAUCUUUUUUGUGUAAAUUUAUUUUUUCUAAAAGUUCUGUGAACAAAACUUUAAGGUUUUGUAUUACUCAGUACAUGAGUACAUUCUUUUAUACAACAUCUAUUUGUUAAUGUUAUAUACAUAUAUACAAUUUCUUUUUACAGAUAUAUGUUUUAAGUAAUACAUUUUGUAAUGUUUUAAUUUGUUGAAACUUUUCUAAACUGUGAUAAAAUUGUGAUCAUUUUGUAUGUUCGCCAAAAAAAAAAAACAUUUACUAGUAUAUCAAAUUGACAAUGUUUGUUAACAUUAUUUUUCUGUGAUAUACACUGAAUAGAAUUUGAUGCAAGAUUAAAUGCGUUAUAAUUUCUAUUUUUGAGAAAAAAAAAUUCAUUUUACAAUAUGACAACCGGUCACUUACUACAGCUUAAAAAAAAACUAGGUAGGCAGCAAUUUAGUGACAUAU